AGGAAAGGAGAGACCACUUUCAGACCAGAGCAGCACCAGCCAGCAAAACGGAAACUAUGGUGUCAAUGAAAGUAACAGUGAUGGUGGCAACACUGGCUGCCCUUUGUGUCCUGGCUACAAACACACAUGCAGCAGCUUAUCGUUUUUGCUGUCGAAGAUACUUCCCUGGAAAAAUACCAUUAUCAGAGAUCAAGGGCUUCUCACUGCAGAAAAACACAGAAUUAUGUCCAUUCAGAGCAAUCAUUUUCCACACAAACACAAGGAAAACCUGCGCUGACCCUACUAAAAAAUGGGUGAUGGAUUAUGUGACCCAAAUAGACGCCAUGGCAAAGAAAAUGUCUAUUGCAAAGUGGAAAGAACAAGAAGAAAACGUUUUAUGGGCAUAACCUGUGGAAGAUGCCGAGGCCUGUUACUGCAAACCUGUGUCCAAGUUUCGCUUUGCCUGCUUUGUGAACACCAGCUUUAAAAAGCAAAGCUGAUAUUGUAAUGCUGCAAAAGCAAUGCAUAUAGUGGCUCAUUUGUAAGAGCAUUUUAUAUAUAUAUAUUUCUUUUUGUGUGUGUGUGUGUUAUGUUCUUUAUAUUAAUUUUGUAUUCAUGUUUACAUAAAAUAAAGACUUG
Poeciliopsis prolifica (blackstripe livebearer) is the source of this 618-nucleotide messenger RNA. It is a transcript of the gene ccl20a.3, whose product is annotated as chemokine (C-C motif) ligand 20a, duplicate 3. The transcript is spliced from 4 exons. Lineage: Eukaryota; Metazoa; Chordata; Actinopteri; Cyprinodontiformes; Poeciliidae. The record is from RefSeq and is a predicted model, not a curated record. Gene Ontology annotation, biological process: lymphocyte chemotaxis; neutrophil chemotaxis; G protein-coupled receptor signaling pathway. Bases 57 to 386 code for a protein of 109 amino acids. Gene Ontology annotation, molecular function: chemokine activity; CCR chemokine receptor binding. Gene Ontology annotation, cellular component: extracellular region.